Serendipita indica DSM 11827 is the source of this 1200-nucleotide messenger RNA. Lineage: Eukaryota; Fungi; Basidiomycota; Agaricomycetes; Sebacinales; Serendipitaceae. The record is from the annotation of a GenBank genome assembly.
AUGAAGCUUUCCCUCUCGCUCGCUACCGUCCUUACUCUCCUGCCGAUGCUCGUCACCGCGUCCAGCUCGCCCUUUAUCGAGCGUAGUAUUCAUGAUACUGCCUAUCUGCCGCGGGUAGCGCGCAGGUUUGGACGCAAUCCCGACAUAUUUGGGCGCCAAAAUAAUGCAGCGGAUCGUGCAGCUACCGCGCAACGCGCAGCGCAGCAAGCCGCCGCCCAAAGGGCCCAGCAGGAGCAGCAGGCCGCCAUUGACCGCCAGCGAGCUGCAAUCGCAUCGUCUGCUGCCGCUCAGCAAUCAGCGGCUGCUGAACGAAACCGCCAAGCCGACAUUGCCAAUGGAAACAACCGAAACGGUGGAAACGGAGGAAACCAGCAGAACAACAAUGGUCAGAACAACAAUAACAAUAACGGUGCUACACGAACAACCUCUGCGGCUGCAGCUGCAACCACCACGGCCAAUAACGGAGGCAAUAACAACGGGAACAACAAUAACAACAACGGAGGGAACAACAACAACGGAGGAAACAACAACAACGGAGGAAACAACAACAACGGAGGAAACAAUGGUGGAAACAAUGGUGGAAACAAUGGAGGAAACAACAACAAUGCCAUCACACUUGAUCCCUCCCUCGUCGCAUCCAACCUCGCAAAGACUGGACAAGAGACGCCAGCGGCCGGUCAAGUCGCAUCUCUUACGUCUACGAACAACUUUCUCAACUUUUGCGCUGGAAAGACGAUCACCAACGGCCAGCAGAUCACCACGGGCUCAUGCAACCCAAUUCCAAUCGGCGAUGUUGCGCCCAAAGCAAACAUGCCUUCGUGCAACCAACAGGGACUUCACGAUCCAGAUGAAGUUGAACAACCUCCAAGCGGGCGUGUUCACGAAUGCGCAAAGACGUACUAUAUGGCUCCGCAACAGCUGAAUGCUCAAGGUGAUAUCAUCGGACAUACCCACUUUGUCGUUCAAAAGAUGGGUGCGUUUGACGACCCGACCAUCCUCGACGCCGGAACGUUCCAGUUCUUCAAGGGUAUCAACACCGCUGCGGUCAAUGGCAUCGUGUCGACUACGGUCACCGGUGGUAUUCCCCCAGGCAACUACCGCCUUGCGAGCAUCAACACGGAUGCUAACCAUGCUCCGGCCAUCGUCGCUGUUGCUCAACACGGUUUCGUGGACGACAUGAUUUACUUUACUGCCGAGUAA